This is a messenger RNA of Gaeumannomyces tritici R3-111a-1, 1405 nucleotides long. RefSeq names its product mRNA 3'-end-processing protein yth-1. The record is from RefSeq and is a predicted model, not a curated record. NCBI's taxonomy places the organism in Eukaryota, Fungi, Ascomycota, Sordariomycetes, Magnaporthales, Magnaporthaceae. Bases 206 to 1096 code for a protein of 296 amino acids. The transcript has a single exon. Gene Ontology annotation, molecular function: metal ion binding; RNA binding.
CUUGGAACUCGGAGCUCCAGCAAAGCGAUUCAUUCCACCACCAACGAUGUCCACCGCGCCUUGAAAAUAAACACCCACCGAACUCAAGCGCAAAAUAAAACACAAAUACAGGCCACUCCAUACAUCCUACACACCGAGCGAGCGACCCACCGAUAACAUCACUCUCCCCCCAGGCGGCGUGGCGACAAAGCCAAGCCCGCCCACCAUGGCGCCCACCAGCGUCUCCAAGACGGUGGAGCAGAUGCUCUCGCACGCGGCGCCGCACUACAGCUUCUCCUUCACGCCCUUCCUGCAGCAGACGUACCAGCACAGCCUGCCGCCCGACCGGCCCAUCUGCCGCGUGUACGCGACGGGCGGCAACUGCGCCAACGGCACGCGCUGCCUGGAGCGCCACGUCGCCGACCCCUCCCUCCCCGACAACCUUACGGGCGGCGGCGGCGGCGGCGGACGCGGCAAGCGGGGCGACGGCCCGGCCUUCAACAGCAUGGUCUGCAAGCACUGGCUCCGCGGCCUGUGCAAGAAGGGCGACAGCUGCGAGUUCCUGCACGAGUACAACCUGCGCAAGAUGCCCGAGUGCAACUUCUACCUCCGCCACGGCUUCUGCCAGAACGGCGAGGAGUGCAUGUACCUCCACAUCGACCCGCAGUCCAAGCUGCCCCCUUGUCCGCACUACGACCAGGGCUUCUGCCCGCUGGGGCCGAGGUGCGCAAAGAAGCACGUGAGGCGCCAGCUGUGCCCUUACUACCUCUGCGGCUUCUGCCCGGAUGGGAGGGCGUGCAGGCAGGGUGCGCACCCGCGCUGGGACCCCAAGAUGGAGAAGCCCACCGUCAGGGUCGAGAGGCCGCCCGUCGCCGCGCCCGCAGGGCUCGAGGAUGAGGCCGGGCAGGGGGGACACAGGAGGGACGGCGGCGGCCACUUUGACGACGACGACGAUAGGGACGGCGGCGGCAGGGACCGGGACCGCAUGAAGCGGGGUGGCUACGGCGGCCCCAGGGACAAGUUUGGUGGCGGCGGCGGCGGGCGCGGCGGUGGUGGAGGCGGCAGGUGGGGAGGUCGCGGAGGAGGAGGGCACAAGUUCAGAGGACGGAAUUUUUAGCUGGACAGGAUACCUGCUACGAUUGCGGCCCUUCGUAUCCGUCAGUUUCUUCCCUUAUUGUACCUCUACUCGGCAUCGGUUUGUCGUCAGGCGUUUAUACCACGAGCUAUCCGUUUCAAAGGCUGCGGCUGUUCCAGCGUGGCCUAGUAAUCUGGCAUACACUGCAAAUAAUGUUGCUAAAACUGACGACGAAAGUCAUCCGAAAGAAAGAAAAAUGGAUAUCGGCACCUUGACAGAAGGUGGUCACUUUUGUUUCUAUGUACUGAUUACAAAAGCGUCGUGAUGUUUAUGAAAUUCAUAUGAGAGGGG